AUGGUGCUGAGUGCUUACGCGAUGGAGAGCGCGAGUCUCGGCGUGCGGUACUUCGAGUGGCUCAGGCCGCGGUCACCGCGGGCAUCCUCGCCGUCAUCGGUGCCGGCCUCGCUCUCGUCGCCGUCGAGUGAUUUCCUGGUGCCCGGCAAAGAUCAUCCAAGCACCAUGAUGUGCCUGCCGCUCCUCGGCAGGGUCGGGGCUGGGGAGGAGACGACGAGCGGCGGUACCCCUGUUGGCGCGCAGACGAGCCCUGUCAAAGAGGAGCUGAGCGGUAUUACGGAGGACGCCGGUGUUGACCUGAACAUCGGCUUGCCGGCCGGUGGCGGAUAUAGUUCUGAAGAAGAGGUGCCGCCCAUGGCCAUGUCCAUGGACGAGGAUGAGGAGGAGGAGGAGGAGGAGGUCGAGACUGACGAGGAGGAAGAGGAGAAGCCAAGGUACGAGAGGUGCAAGGUGGAAGCAGGCGUGCACGUUGAACACAGUGAGAUGUUGGUCGAGUCAGUGGAGGGAUCAGACCUUGGAUCCGUGGGCGGGGAAGAGAGCAGCUGCUGCCGCCACCGGCGGUUCUGGAUCCCGACGCCGGCGCAGAUACUCAUCGGCGCGGUGCAGUUCGUCUGCCACGUCUGCAGCAAGACCUUCAAUAGAUACAACAACAUGCAGAUGCACAUGUGGGGCCACGGGCGGGAGUACCGGAAGGGCCCGGAGUCGCUCAAGGGCGCGGCGGGGCAGUCGACCCACGCGGCGGCGCUGGCGCUGCUGCGGCUGCCGUGCUACUGCUGCGCGGCGGGGUGCCGGAACAACGUGGCCCACCCGCGGGCGCGGCCGCUCAAGGACUUCCGCACGCUGCAGACUCACUACCGGCGCAAGCACGGCGCCAAGCCCUUCGCCUGCCGCCGCUGCGCCAAGCCCUUCGCCGUCAAGGGCGACUGGCGCACGCACGAGAAGAACUGCGGCAAGCGCUGGUUCUGCGCCUGCGGCUCCGACUUCAAGCACAAACGCUCCCUCAACGACCACGUCCGCUCCUUCGGUGGCGGUCAUCACCCCGUCGCCCCCGCCGACGCGGCGGCGGCGCCCGCGCCCGCGCAGCAGCGCAGGGAGCGCAUCAUCCGGUUCGACCAGCAGUGCCACGGUGCCCGUGCGUGA
Molecule: messenger RNA, 1140 nt
Organism: Triticum turgidum subsp. durum (durum wheat)
Lineage: Eukaryota; Viridiplantae; Streptophyta; Magnoliopsida; Poales; Poaceae
Source: the annotation of a GenBank genome assembly